Cucumis melo (muskmelon) is the source of this 1440-nucleotide messenger RNA. Its product is annotated as probable mitochondrial saccharopine dehydrogenase-like oxidoreductase At5g39410. NCBI's taxonomy places the organism in Eukaryota, Viridiplantae, Streptophyta, Magnoliopsida, Cucurbitales, Cucurbitaceae. The record is from RefSeq and is a predicted model, not a curated record. Gene Ontology annotation, biological process: glycolipid biosynthetic process. Bases 31 to 1365 code for a protein of 444 amino acids. The transcript has 2 exons. Gene Ontology annotation, cellular component: lipid droplet; plasma membrane; mitochondrion.
UUUGAAUCUUCUACCAUAUUUCCUCAAACAAUGAGUGGAGGACCUCAGCAAGUACUUCUCUCCACGCCUCCUUACGAUCUCAUAAUCUUAGGAGCUACCGGUUUCACAGGCAAGUACAUUGUCCGCGAAGCUCUCAAAUUCCUCAACCCAUCCUCUUCUUCUCCUCUCAAAUCUCUCGCACUUGCCGGUCGAGACCACGCCAAACUCACCAAUGCCCUCAAAUGGGCAGCUCAUCCCCUACCUUCGCCACCUAUUCCCCUCCUUAUCUCUGAUAUCACCAAACCCCAAUCCAUUCGCCACCUCUGCACUCAAACCAAGCUCAUUUUGAACUGUGUCGGGCCGUUUCGUCGAUACGGGGAGCCGGUAGUUGCGGCAUGCGUGGAGACCGGGUGCGAUUACUUGGAUAUAUGUGGGGAGCCAGAGUUUAUGGAGAGAAUGGAGGCAAAGUAUGAUGGGAGGGCGGUUGAGACCGGGAGUUUGGUGGUUUCUGGAUGUGGGUUCGAUUCGAUUCCGGCGGAAUUGGGUUUGAUAUUCAAUUUGAGGCAUUGGGUUGGGAAAUCAACGCCGAGUUGGGUUGAAGCAUAUGUGAAUGUGGAGUGUAGUGAAGGAAUGACUUAUAAUUUUGGGACUUACGAAUCGGCUGUUUUGGGUGUGGCUAAUGCCGAUGCAUUGGUUCAAUUGAGACGAUCAAGGCCCCCUAGACGUCGCCCAAAGUUUACUGGUGGUGCUCCUCCAAAAGGACCAUUAAUAGAGCACAAAAAGGAGAUAGGGCUUUGGGCAGUAAGAAUACCUUCAGCUGAUUCAAGUGUAGUUAGAAGAACACUCUCUACUUUAGCUCAAAACCCCCAACAGAUCAAACACAUGAACACUUUCUGGUCGUCGGUGAAGCCAGCUCGCUUCAUAGUAAAAAUCGGCACGAAAUCCUUUCUCGAAAUCCUACGAUGCGUUGCAACUGGGAUGUUCAUAGGGAUGUUUGCUAAAAACCCAUUUGGAAGGUGGCUUCUCUUAACAUUCCCUUCAAUUUUUACCCUUGGUUUGUUCAACAAGAAGGGUCCUUCAGAAGACGAAGUGAAUAAUGGGUCAUUCAAAAUGUGGUUUGUGGGACAUGGGUUUGAUGAUAAUGGGAAUGAUAAGGAAAUAGUGACGAGAAUAAUGGGGCCAGAGCCUGGGUAUAUAACCACUUCAAUAAUACUUAUUCAAUGUGCUUUCGUUCUUCUAGCUAAACGUCAUGUUAUGCCUAAAGGAGGAGUUUUAACUCCUGGUAUUGUGUUUGGACCAUCUCAUCUUCAACAACAAAGACUCCAGGAGAAUGGUAUAUCUUUUGAUGUUAUUUCAAAUCAUAAUGAUGAUAAGUUGGAGAAAUGAUGUGUGUGAUUUAGAAAUAAAUAAAUUAUUGUUGUGUUUUUCAAUAAUAAAUAAAUAUAACUUCUCUCCUUUGUU